AAAUAACGAUGCUAGGUGUGAAGUAAGCCGCGAUUGAGGCACUAGUUGAAACCGGAAUUACGAUAUUGAAAGGAUUAGUAGGGUCAUAUUUUGAUGCUAGUUGUUAUUCUGUUUCAUAACCUGAUGUUGGAUGUGUUUGGAUUACAUAUUUAGAUGGAACCCGUUUGAAACAAAAUGGAAAAGUAGCUAGCCUUUUCUAUCAUCCAACAAAAUAACACACAGCAACAACAACUGGAAAAUUAGGUCAGAAAAGGAGUGUUGCUGGACCAGGAGAAUGGGCAAUAUCAGAAUAAACUAAAGGAGCAUUUGGUAAUCAAGCAUUUUACAAUACUUUAUGA
Paramecium sonneborni is the source of this 338-nucleotide messenger RNA. The record is from the annotation of a GenBank genome assembly. Lineage: Eukaryota; Ciliophora; Oligohymenophorea; Peniculida; Parameciidae.